Rhododendron vialii is the source of this 2414-nucleotide messenger RNA. RefSeq names its product wax ester synthase/diacylglycerol acyltransferase 11-like. Gene Ontology annotation, cellular component: plasma membrane. Lineage: Eukaryota; Viridiplantae; Streptophyta; Magnoliopsida; Ericales; Ericaceae. Gene Ontology annotation, molecular function: diacylglycerol O-acyltransferase activity; long-chain-alcohol O-fatty-acyltransferase activity. The coding region runs from base 698 to 2191 and encodes 497 amino acids. Gene Ontology annotation, biological process: triglyceride biosynthetic process. The record is from RefSeq and is a predicted model, not a curated record. The transcript has 7 exons.
AACACUAAAACACUUUGGUUUACAAGUUACUGCAAAUCUAUACACAAGACAAAACCAAAACCAAAACCAAAAACGUAAUUACGGCUUAGGAAAAUAAUAUAGGAAACUAAUUAAGGCAUGAUGUUAGGAGUAAACUUGGGGUCACAUGGGUCAUCUUGGUGAUCUCUCCUCAAAUCAUGCGGCUGAUUUUGUUGAUAAUCUUCAAACAGUACUUCCACAUCACCCGACCUCCCAUUACAACACUAGUAGGCACUAAGCUCGAAAGUUGCAGGAAACAAGAAAAUACUAGAAGGGAAAAUGACAGGUGCUAGUAAAUAAUUAAUGUUGGAGAAAAAUGUACUCCAUUGAGAAAGACAGUCACUCCGCUUGGUCCCCAUUUUUUAAAUUAACUUUUUACUAUCUGUACAGUUUUCAAUAAGUUUCUCUCUAUCUCUCUUCACUCAUUACCGCUCAUUACAUCAAAAAUAACUUUCUAAGAUGUAAACCAAACAACAAGAGUACCUUUGGCUAUCCAGGAAAACUGGACAAUGUUUCCUGCAGGUGAAUUUUGCUGAUUGAAUGAAUGGCCUUUUAGGCUUUAAUGCAUUUGACCAACCAAAAUCCCCAGUUUUCAUGAUUCAAGGACUGGUUGCAGCUCUAGUACUGCAGGAUUUUCAUGUUGCUAGUAAAAACUCUAUAAAAAGGCCUGACUCUUGCCAUGAAUUCCCUAUGUGUAGGAAAAUCAAUAUUGCGCUAUUCACCCCCUUCUCUCUCUCUUUCUCUCUCUCUCUCUCUCUCUCUCUCUCACGCGCACACACACACAAUGGGCAAACCAGAAGUAGAGAGAGACGAGCCACUGAGCCCACUGGGCCGGCUGUUCCUCACGCCCGAAAUGCACCAGAUAGUCCACUGCAUCAUGGGCUGCGAGAACCCGAUCGACGUCGCGGCCGUCACGUCCGAAAUCGCCAACUCCCUCAUGGUCCGACUCCCCCGAUUCUCCAGCCUCCUGGUCCGAGACUCUCACGGCCGCGAGCACUGGCGCCAGACCCAAGUUGACGUCGGCCGCCACGUCGUUGUCGUCGAAGAACCAGUCUCCGAUGCCGGCGACGACGAAGAAGCGGUGAACGACUACGUCGCCGACCUCGCCGUCUCGUUGCCGCUCAGCUACGACAAGCCGCUGUGGGAGGUACACCUGUUGAGGGCUCAUAAUUAUAUUGUUUUUCGGAUCCACCAUGCAUUGGGGGACGGGAUUUCGCUGAUGUCGAUGCUUCAGGAGUGGUGCCGGAGGGCCGAUCAUGAACCGGAUCGGAGGUCGAGUAUGGAUUCAAUGGGUACUUAUUCUAAUUUGUCGUCAAACCAAGAGAAGCGAUGGACGCAGUUGUGGAAGGUAGUGGUGGGAAUGCUGAUGGGGUUGGGAUUUAUUAUGGAGUUUGUGUUGAGGGUUUUGUGGGUGAAAGACAAGACGACUGCCGUGAGCGGCGGCGCUGGGGUGGAGCUGUGGCCGAGGAAGCUUGCCACAGCGAAGUUCUGGUUGGAUGACAUGAAAGCGGUGAAAAAAAUCGUUACUAAUGCGACAAUUAACGACGUACUUUUUGGCGUAAUUUCAUCUGGUCUAUCGAGAUAUUUGGAUUUGCAAACCCCAAAAGCUCUUCAAGACGGUGUCCAAAUUACGGGACUAGCCAUGGUUAAUUUGAGGAAACAAUCAGGAUUACAGGAACUUUCGGAUAUGUUGAGAGGCAAUUCAGGAAAUCGGUGGGGUAACAAAUUUGGUAUGCUUCUCGUACCUUUUUAUUAUCGUCAAGGCGGAGCUAAUCCUCUACAGUAUGUGAAGAUUGCCAAACAAAUGAUGGACCAGAAGAAAAAGUCUUUGGAGGCUCACUUCUCUUACAACAUGCAAAAGCUUCUCAUGAUCUAUUUUGGACCACAGGUUGCAACCUGGUUGAACUACAGGAUUGUAUGCAACACAACCUUUUUAAUCUCAAAUGUGAUAGGCCCAAAAGAGGAGAUUACAAUUGCCGGGAAUCCUGUAAAGUAUCUGAGGUUGAAUAACACUAGCUUACCCCAUGCAAUCACAAUGCACAUGUUGAGCUAUGCAGGAAGAGUUGAUAUGCAAAUACUAGUGGCAAAAGAUAUCAUACCUGACCCACAAGUUCUAGCAAAGUGCUUUGAAGAUGCCCUACACCAAAUGAAGGAGGCUGCAACUAAAGAAUGAGGAAUAUCUUAGCCAAUAUUUCCUAAUCUGAUCUCUUAAUAAUUAUCUUUUGGAUUAGUUUAAUUUGUUGUGUUGUUGUAGUUUAUCUUGUAGUGUAGUUUAUUUUUAUCUUCUUUUCCCUUUCUUUUUCCAUUCGGUUAAGAUCUUAUCCAUCCAAGUAUGGACCUCCUGGUGCAUAUAUAUUCCUCCCAUGAAUAUCAUAAAGUAAGUUUUGGUUUUACUA